AUGGCGUUCCCUGCGGAGAUACAGGGGUUGGCCCAGCGAUCGUGGCCAGUCCUGCUCCUUGCAUUUCUCAUCGCUAGGCUUUUGAUCAACAAAUAUGGAGGUGAUCUAAAUUCAGUUCCAGGUCCUUUCUUCGCCGGCUUCACGAACCUUUGGCGUGUGCUCAACACGCUCCUCUCCAAUCCAACCGAGACGCAGAUUCAGUUGCACCGAAAGUUCAACUCACAUUUUGUGAGGAUUGGCCCUCGCGUUGUAUCCAUAUCUGACCCAAACCUCUUGCCUACCAUCUAUGGAAUCAAGUCGGACUUCAAGAAGACCAAGUUCUAUUCAGUCGCCGAACUGUGGUACGACGGCAGAUGCACACCGAGUCUAUUUGAGAGCUGCGAUGAAGCCUAUCAUGAUCAGAUCAGGAAGCCCAUCGUGAAUGCAUACAGUAUGACAACAACACUUGACUUUGAGCCUGCGGUAAAUUCAACUACGACGUUGUUCAUUUCAAAAUUGGACCACCUUAUUGCUUCCAAAAAGCCCCUAAACUUGGAAGUGUGGCUUCACCGCUACGCAUUUGACGUCCUAGGCGAAGUCUUGUUCAGCAAGAAAAUUGGCUUCCUCGAAUCCGAAACUGACGUGGAGUCCAUCAUGGCUGGCAUUCGAGGCUUUACCAAGUACUUUCAGUGUGCCGCACAGAUCCCGAUCGUGGACCGAUUUCUGUUGAAGAAUCCUCUCAUGCUGAGAUACGGACCCACAAACCCUAUAGUAGCAUUCACAUUAAAUCGAAUGAAAGACAGGGCCGCCUGUAGAGCAAAUGGGAGUCAGACAGAACGCGACUUUCUCGAGAGAUGUUUCGAAGCACAAGCCAAAUACCCGGAGAUUGUGACGGACAGAAUGAUCAUGCUUUACAACUUUGACAACAUUGCUGCCGGAGCUGACACUACCGCGCUCCUGCUGACUUCGAUUUUCUAUUACCUUCUUAAGAACCCGUCGACGUUGCAAAAGGCUGUUGAGGAGAUCGAUUCUGCGGAUAAAGAGGGCUGCCUCAGCGAAUAUGUCACUUGGCACGAGGCGAGCAAGCUGUCUUAUCUACAAGCCUGCGUAAAGGAAGCAAUACGUAUGCAUCCCCCGAUCGGUCUCGUCCUCGAACGAUACGUCCCAAAGGGCGGCGCUAUACUAGACGGCCACUUCUUUCCGGAAGGAACAAUCGUGGGAGUGAACCCAUGGGUCACAGCACGGAAUAAAGAAGUCUAUGGCAAAGACUGCGACAGUUUCAGGCCGGAGCGAUGGCUCGAGGCAUCGGAGGAACGGCUUGCGGCUAUGGAGAGAGCCAACUUUGCAUUUGGUUAUGGAACGCGUGGGUGCUUGGGCAAGAAUAUUGCCUUGUUGGAGACUUUCAAGCUGGUCCCACAGCUGCUUCGUCGAUACGAGUUCACAUUGGCGCGCCCCGACUUAGAAUGGAGAGUGCGCGGAGGCUGGAUGGUCCGGCAAGACGGCGUUGAAGUUGUUCUUAGCAGACGGAAAUAAGGACUAGUCUAUGUAGGUUACCACCCUUAUGAACUUGGAGUCUGCAGACAGCUGUGUAACCCCGGUCAAAGAGACUUUGGAA
Molecule: messenger RNA, 1594 nt
Organism: Cladophialophora immunda
Lineage: Eukaryota; Fungi; Ascomycota; Eurotiomycetes; Chaetothyriales; Herpotrichiellaceae
Exons: 8
Coding region: 1-1512 (503 amino acids)
Molecular function (GO): oxidoreductase activity, acting on paired donors, with incorporation or reduction of molecular oxygen; monooxygenase activity; iron ion binding
Source: RefSeq, a predicted model, not a curated record